UUGAAGGUUGAGAGGAUGGGCGGGCCUUCAAGGUGCGAUAAGAUAAACCUGCUGUCAUGCCAUUGGCGACAGUGCCGCCUUAUUCGUUCAGGAACAACCAUGACAAGCGGACCCGAAAGUAACAGUAGCGCGGACAGCUGCAUUGUUUACGACGCUGCGGACCCUGCCAGCCUUCAGCAUAUAACGCCAGGGUUGCAGGAGCUGCUACGGCGCACAGGCUACCCGCUGGUGCAGGAGAAUGGCCAGCGUAAGUAUGGACCCCCGCCUAGUUGGGACGGCCCACCGCCUCCCAAGGGAUGCGAGGUCUUUAUCGGCAAAAUACCUCGAGACCUGUAUGAGGACGAGCUUGUGCCGGUGAUGGAGCGCGCUGGGAAGGUCUAUGAGGUGAGACUCAUGAUGGACGUCAACGGCAAUAACCGCGGCUAUGGCUUCGUGCAGUACUCUUCCCGCCAGGAGGCUGAGAACGCCCUUCGCAUUCUCAACAACCACGAGAUCCGAACGAAGCGGUUUUUGGGUGUGAUGCGCAGUGUGGACAACAACCGCCUGUUCGUGGGCGGUAUCCCCAAGAGCCGGACGCGGUUGGAGGUGCAGGAGGAGAUGCGGCGUGUAACAGAGGGCGUCGUCAAGAUCAUACUGUAUCCCUGCAUCAACGACCGCACCAAGAACCGCGGUUAUGCCUUUGUUGAGUACACGAGUCACAAGGCGGCAGCUAUGGCCCGCAGGAGGCUCUUCUCUGGUCGUAUUCAGCUCUGGGGCAACACCGACGUCAAGGUUGACUGGGCAGAACCUGAACUUGAUGUCGACAAUGACAUCAUGUCCAAGGUGAAAGUACUAUACAUCCGCAACCUGUCUUUGAGCACAACUGAAGAGGACAUUAAACAUCUCUGUAACAGCUCUAAUGGGGUCGAAAGAGUCAAGAAACAAAAGGAUUAUGCAUUUGUUCAUUUUGCUUCGAGGGAGCAAGCUGAAGUUGUGAAAGCCUCACUGAAUGGACGUAUUGUUCAUGGUUGUGAAUUAGAAAUAACAUGGGCAAAGCCAGUAAAGAAUCGUGAGGAAUACCAUCAGCGAAAGUCCCUUGCUCGUUCUAUGAUAAGUGCUGGACAAAAUCAACCUGGAUAUGUUCCCCAUAUUAUGUCUGGAGGAUCUGCACCACAACCCACUUGGACAUUGGAUCCAGUACUGGUUGUACCUCAAGUACGGCGUGCAGCAGGGACACAAGGUCUGCAACAUUAUUCACCAAGGGGGCUUAAUUCUCGAACGAGAGCUGCUGAGACCCAACUUGUGGGAAUUCCAGCACCUACAAUGUAUGUUCAACAGGAAGUACAAGUCAAAUGUCCAAAUGAGGUUCCUUUUCAUGGUUUUCCAAAUGGCACCGCUCAUUUUCUGUCAGAGAAAAUAGCCACCUCUGCAGAGGAAGUUCGAGCUUCACUGCCAAACCACAUCAGUGUUCCAGCUACUAAUACAAGACUCCUUCAGAGAAAUCCAGCAUUGCAUGGAGUUCCUCUUGCUGCCCAGUAUUUCAUGGCACCAUCAGUUAGUAUGACACCACUUAUGGCACCUACCAUGACAGCAGCAUCUCCUCAAAGCAUGGCACUGUCUUCAGGAACUUACUUAGUACCCUCAGCUUCUUUGACAGGAUAUGAAAGUCUGAAUCCUUAUGCCCUGCCACCAGCAUUCUAUCAGCAGGCAGCACUUAUGGCUCAACCAGGCAUUGCAACACUCGAGAGGCCACGUUACAGUGCCACUGGAGAAUAAGGCUAGUCAUCCCCGCUUUUUCCCACGUAAUGGUAUUAAAAUUACCGUGCACAUUCAAAUACUCUCUUAACAUUCCUUAUUUACAACAAUACACGAGGAAAAAUGUUGUAAGCCAAAUAAUGUUACAAUAUGAAGCUGCUUUACAGUGCAUGCUGUAAAUCGAGUUCCUUCCAGGUAUCUUGUAAAGUUGCUCAGGAAAUAGUGCUCAGUUCUGUCCUCAGUCAACAACUGCUCAUGUACUUACACUGUAUUGCUGCAAAUUUCUGUAAUAGCAUCUUCAAUCUAGUUGCUUUAACUGCAGUUAUAUAUAAACUUUUCAAAUUGUCUCCAAGUUAGUUAAGUUAAAUUGUCUCAUGUUAAAAUUUAUUUUAUAAGAGAUCGGAAUUUGCACAUAUGUGAUAAUGUGCAGACUUCUUAAGAUAACAUUUCACUCAUGGCUGUAAGUUAGGGAGAUGGUGACGGAUGAUACAACUGCAAGACGAAUUUAAGAAUGAAGUCAUAAUCGGUUUGUGUGCACAACGUCCUGCUUUGUGAACACACAUGGUCAUUCCCUGUAGGUGUACUAAGCCCUGGCAUAUCCCUUUCCCCAUGCUGCCUCAACAUUUGUUCUCUCUCUCAGACUAUUGCUUUGUUUGUGGCAGUAAUGUAUUCAAAUCAGUUAAAUUUGGGUACAUCUGAGAGAUUUAAAGAGGAGUCGGGGAGGGGGAAUAGAAUGGACAUAUUUGAACAAGAUUGCUGUGUCACUGCAUUGUGUCUUGUUUUUGCUAAUUCCUAAGGGCAAUGAGGUGUGUGUGUACGUAUAUUAAUAUAAAAAAAAAAUUAUAUAUAUAUAUAUAUAUAUAUAUAUAUAUAU
Messenger RNA from Procambarus clarkii (red swamp crayfish), 2608 nucleotides. Its product is annotated as probable RNA-binding protein 46. Gene Ontology annotation, cellular component: nucleus. Gene Ontology annotation, molecular function: mRNA binding. The record is from RefSeq and is a predicted model, not a curated record. Lineage: Eukaryota; Metazoa; Arthropoda; Malacostraca; Decapoda; Cambaridae.